This is a messenger RNA of Miscanthus lutarioriparius, 366 nucleotides long. The record is from the annotation of a GenBank genome assembly. NCBI's taxonomy places the organism in Eukaryota, Viridiplantae, Streptophyta, Magnoliopsida, Poales, Poaceae.
AUGGGAUCUAAGGGGCUCGGCCUCUGCCUGCUGCGGGCCGCCACCUUGCUCAUGAUCGACCGGAUCUCCGCCGCCUACUCAGUUCGCCGCUCGAGACCACAACAGCGCGUUGUCGAUGAGGUGCCACUGGCGCUCCUUAACGUCAAGAGCAAGGUGGCCUUCCCGAUCUCCGACGAUGGGAGAACGUCGUUGACUCCACGAGCUCGCCAGCGCUGCAACUCACUCGACCGCUUGGGAGCCUAUAGUGCGGCCACGCUAGGUGCCCGGAGCCGCCUCCAUCGACGCUCGUUGACCAUGGCUAUCCUCAGAGGAGACAGCAGCGCAGAAGGUGGGCUCAUGGCGGAGGGACCGGCGAGCUGGGCGUAA